Penicillium odoratum is the source of this 1680-nucleotide messenger RNA. RefSeq names its product AATF family protein. The transcript has 3 exons. Gene Ontology annotation, cellular component: nucleolus; nucleus. Gene Ontology annotation, biological process: maturation of SSU-rRNA from tricistronic rRNA transcript (SSU-rRNA, 5.8S rRNA, LSU-rRNA). The coding region runs from base 1 to 1680 and encodes 559 amino acids. NCBI's taxonomy places the organism in Eukaryota, Fungi, Ascomycota, Eurotiomycetes, Eurotiales, Aspergillaceae. The record is from RefSeq and is a predicted model, not a curated record.
AUGGCUCCUAGCAAGACACGCUCACUGGCUGAUCAGCUUGCUGAUCUGGAGGAUCCUACUCCAAAGGAUUUUGAUCCGGAGGAUCUUGAAAACGAUGGCCCUUCUAGCGACGAGGAUGGUGCAGGACAACCUUCAGAUGUGAACGCUGGAAGAGAGCAUUAUGAGGCCGUUGGUAAGGGAAAACUUCGGAAGCAGGACCCCGUCAGAUUAGGAAAGCAAUAUGCUGGCGAGCGCGUCAGCAGAGAUGCCCUUGAGGCCGACAGCGACGAUGAUCCAUUUGCGGCGCAUACCGACGAUGAAGACGACUCCGAUGCCGGCUCAGACGGCUCACUGGGACUUGACGACGACGACUCCGACGCGUCCGAACAAUCUGAGAGUGGCGCCAAGCAGCAGAAGACCCUCCCAAAAACCCAGCGAAAGAAUUCCAUGGACAGCCAAUCUGAUUCCGAUUUUGCAGACUCGGAUUCAAACGUCGAUGAAGACAGUGAGGAGGAGGAUGACUCGGAGGACGACGAUGAUGAUGUUUUCGACGAGGAGGUAGAAGAUGGGAUGGAGGAUGAGAGCGAAGAUGAUGAGGUUGCGGUCGCCAAGAAAAAGCGCAAUACCAAAGUCCAUUCCGGAUCCGGGGCUGCCUCAGAUGAUCGGGAAGAACUGAGGAGACUGAUGGCUUCUGAUCAGAAAACAAUCGCUGCCACCAUCUCGCAAGCCGCGAAGGCAGAUGCUGCCAAGGGAAAGGCUGUCAAGGAGCAACGUACCACGUUUGACGCACUUUUGAACACACGUAUCAAGUUGCAGAAAGGCUUGGGAGCAAUCAACGAAAUGUCUGCAUUAGUUGCGGGUGAGAAAGAUGCAGGAAGCGACGAACAUGGUGAAGCUGAUGAGGAAGCGAUAAAAUCUGCCGAGUCGGCCGCUCUUGCCCUCUGGUCUACUCUGGAGGAACUGCGCAAUGCACUUGCCGACGCUCACUCUAAAGAUGGUAGCAAAAAGCGCAAGAGACCCUCGCCUAUCAUCCCUACUACUAAAUCUGCUUUACUUUGGGAGCGCAUGGCCGAUCUCGAGUCCGAGUCGCUUGCACACCGUCGCUCUACCCUGGACAAGUGGUCUUCCAAGGUCAGAGGCACCUCCACCUCACUCCCCAAUGCUAGAGGCAAGCUUCUUGGCUCUGGAUCUAAGCAGUCUAUCACCGCUGUUCUUGAUGCCCACGUUGCUACUGAAAUUGGUGAUCGUUCAUCCAAGCGUGCCCGCCAGUCCAACGGCAGCUCGACCGAAGCUCCCGAACCCGUUUAUGACGACACAGUCUUCUACCAAUCUCUCCUUCGUGAACUCGUCGAGCAACGCAUGUCAUCCGAUGCAAUGACUGGUGGCCUCGACACUCAACUUCCUUCUCGCCUCCCUAUCCAUCCAAUCACUGGCAUGCGCAACGACAAAGUCAAGCGCGAAAAUGUUGAUACCCGCGCUUCUAAGGGUCGUAAGAUGCGUUUCAAUGUUCAUGAGAAGCUUCAAAACUUUAUGGCUCCCGAGGACCGUGGCUCAUGGACUGUUCGUGCUCGAGACGAAUUCUUCGCUUCCUUGCUGGGCAAGACCGCCAGUGGAUUGUUAGGCGAAGGAGAUGAGAGUGGUAGUGACAUGGAAAGCGAUGAAGACCGCGAAGAAGGUGGCUUGAAGCUGUUCCGGAACUAG